Molecule: messenger RNA, 3706 nt
Organism: Culex pipiens pallens (northern house mosquito)
Lineage: Eukaryota; Metazoa; Arthropoda; Insecta; Diptera; Culicidae
Product: zinc finger protein 236-like
Exons: 5
Coding region: 884-2947 (687 amino acids)
Biological process (GO): regulation of transcription by RNA polymerase II
Cellular component (GO): nucleus
Molecular function (GO): DNA-binding transcription activator activity, RNA polymerase II-specific; zinc ion binding; RNA polymerase II cis-regulatory region sequence-specific DNA binding
Source: RefSeq, a predicted model, not a curated record
AGCCAAAGAUGUGAAAAGUCGCCCGUAAUCCGUUAAAAUUGGUGUUUAAUUCGGAAUAGUUCGAGAUGAAAAGACCUAGUUCACGACAGAUCAUGAAUUCCAUAAGAAGACUUAGCUCAGUGUAUUUCAAGUAAAGUAGUGUGCGAUUUUGCCCCCCUUUUACCACCCCACAACUUUGGUGGUGUGCUACGCCUACUACUCCUUUCGCGUAACCAUCAGAAGCUGGUGUGCGAAUCCCGAAACAAGUGUGAGUGCGCGAAUGAAAUAAUCGCCUACUCUGUGAUAAACACGGUUGUGAUUGUGAAUGGAGAACUUCGACUCGGGGGGGUUUGUGUUGGUUGGCACAGUUUUCUGCAGCUGUGUGUGUCCGCGCUAAGCUCAAUCGGAGGAUGAAUCGCUCUAAUCAGACCAUCGCAUACUACGGCCAAAACACAAACACCACUCCAAAAGCCAGAAAUUGAUACACUAACCUUUCGAGCGUGGUUUGUUGGUGUGUUUUGCCGUGGCCUGGCCUGCUGCGAUUGUGUAGUAUAUUUCAAGCAAAACGAACGCAACAGCAGCACCAGAAAGAAGGAAGCAGCAGAAGAAGAGAGUUCGACCGUCGUCGGGGGAAUCUCUUUCGUUUCGCGGGGCCAGACCAGACCUGACCAACCAGAGCCAGAGCUCACCAGCCAGCCAGAUUUAUUGGGUCCGCGCGGAACAAUCGUCGUCGUGUAACCGUGUCGUGUCGUGUCGUGCUGCGGAAGAGAACACAAGAGAAAGAGGGGAGGAGGGACUAAAAAAGGUCGAAAAACGGACUAAAAAGUGCUACGAAAGUUGGCCAUUUGCACGGUGCCAGUGCCCGGUUCCGAGCGGGACGGUUCCGGAGGUCACCACGACGGCGAUGGAGGUGGAAACCAGUAUCAUCAAGGACGAAACGGUCCGCAGCAGCAGCGGAGUGCGCGGUAUUAGUAUUGCUGCUGGACAGCACCACACCAACCGAAGGGGCGGUCAUCACCAUCACAAGACGACGACGGCUGCGCCUCCUCCUGUGAGUAGUAAUGUCGCGACGAUUGCGCCACCGCCGGGAACGACCGUCACCGUACGGGUUGGCCUCAACAUGAACAUGUGCCGGCUGUGUUUGGCCGAGGGAACCGCCAGCACGCGACUCCAGCCGGUGUUCUACACCAAGGACACGCCGGACGAGGCGCUGCUGCAGAGGAUUGCGGAGCUGACCACGAUACAGGUACAAUACGCGACGGAUUUCCCCUCGUCGGUCUGCAUCGGCUGUCGGAGCAAGCUGGAAGAGUACUACCACUUUCGGCGGCAGUGCAUCGAAAACGACGAAAUCCUCAAGAUCAAGUACUACGAGAUUAAGGCGGCCGAGGACUACCAUCGCGAGCAGCUUCAUCAGCAAUCGCUGGCCCAGGAACAGCAACAGGUUGAACAGCAAGAGUCCGCCAAGGGUGAGGAGUACAUCGACGACGGGGACGACAUUACGCUGGCGAUCGACGAGUCGGCCGAGGUCGAAGAGUACCAGGAGGAGACCGAAGAGGACGAAGCUCAACAGCAGCAGCAGCAACAGCAGGUUGUAGAACAGCAAACGAUUCAGUACGCGGACGGAACCGUGUCGACGGAGUACGUGGAAGCAACGCCCGGCGACGAUGUACGAACCGUUUCGAACUCGUCCCAGCAGCAGCAGAUUCACAUCGCCGGGUACAGCGAAGCCGAAGGUGGUACCACCACGAUCCAGGCGGCCGAAGGUCACGAGAUUUACUACACCGACGGAACGGACACGUACGCGAUCCACACGACGACCGAGGGCUACGUGAACGCGGCGAAUUACGUUCCCCAAGGGUACGACAAUCAAACCGAGAUCGAGUGCACCACGAUCGAGCACCUCCCCGAAGAGGAAGUCUACAUGGACGAGGGCGGCUCAGUCGGAACGAUCAUCACCCCGCGAGGCGUCCACGAUCGGCCGUACGUGUGCAAACACUGCAAAACCAGCUUCAAGUACGAGUACAACUACGAACGGCACAUGAAGAACCACGCCAAGGUCCUCUAUCGCUGCGGCAAGUGCUCCAAAACCUUCACCAAGCAGCGCAAAUGCCAACAACACUUCCUCAAAGCUCACUCCUCCCAACGCUACGAGUGCGACAUCUGCUUUCGAACGUACUCCCUCCCAACCCGGCUCGAAAACCACGUCAUCGAAAUGCACUCGGAAAACGGCGUCUACAAGUGCGACCGGUGCAGCGAAACCUUCACCUCCUACCUGGACUUCAAAUCCCACCGAAACACCCACCACGUCACCGUCAACGGCUCCAACCCCCCAACCACGGUCAUCGCCCAAAUCUCCGACCAACCACAAACGCAAGAACCACCCACCUCCCCGCAACCCACCCCAAGUCGCACCGCGACCUCCAUCAGCACGCGCUCCUCCGUAUCGGACAGCUGCGACUUCGAGGUCAUGAUCGACGAAACCAAGAUCCAGAAACCCUCCCCCACCCUCCCCGAAACCGCCUCCGUCGCAGAAAAGCGACCCGAGCAGGACCUCGCGUGCCUCGAGGAGGAACCAAUCAGUCGGAAGCAGCCCAAAACCACCCUCAACAGCAGCCCGAGCAGUGUGGUACCGACGACGACAAUCGCUACUCCACCUUCGGUAGUCGUAAAAAAUACGACAUCCGCCGCAGCGACGGUCAUCACGAACGGGAUCGAUAAGAACUCGCUGCAUCGGCAGCUGCUGCAGCAGAUUGAGGAGAGCGAGGCGAUUUCGACCGGGCCGAAGAUCUACAAGUGCGAUAGCUGCGUGAAGACGUUUGUGCAUUUGAAUAAUUUGAAGGCUCACAUUUACGCGGAACACGACAACGACAAGCCGUUCAAGUGUAAGCUGUGCCCGAUUUCGUUCAAGACGAAGGAGAUCCUGGUGAUGCACAUGGUAUUACAUUCUCAGCACAAUACAACAACUUAAGCGUAUUAUGGCGACCAACCGGCUUGGCUUGGCUUAAUCGUACUACUACCGCAUCGUUUGACCGGGAAUAAGAACAAAAAAGAAAGUUAGAUGAAUUUAUCGUAAGACACAAACAAAGCAAAACAAAAACCUGACAACACAAACACAGAAAAUAAUCUCAUCCAAAAUUUCCUCUUCUCACAUAGAAAAAGAAAACAAACAGAAUACAGAAAUGUUAAGCAUGUACUACAAACUUGUAGUAGCAAAACAAAUACAUCUAGGCAACAAAAAAUAGGGAUGCUUCUAUUUAACAAAAGAAACAAGUGAAAGUAAAACACACAAAAUCAUGAUAGCAACAAAAUUUAAAUCUGAAAGAUACCUAGUAGAUAGUAAGAAAAAACUAGAAAAAAAUGAUGAUUUCAUUCUGUUUUCCUUUUUUUGUUAUCCCGUUUUUUAUUGUCUUUACGCAAACAAAAGUACUAAUAUAUAUAUUUUUUAAUGAUAGUUGAUAUAUUAUUUUUUCUACCAUACGGCUCGCUUGCAAUAAUUGCUUCUAGCAUAAAAAAAACAUAGAUAGAUAGUGGAUAAUUUUGUUUCAAAGCAAAGUUCGCGUUCAGAACCGGGCUGCGCUUGUGGUGCUCCUUUUUUGAAACCCCAUGGAAUGAAAACGAAAGAAUCAAAUCUCGCUUAUGUUAUUACACACUUUUAUUUUCUAAAUGUGUUUGUUUUAUUUUUAAAAUCAUUACAUUAAAAAACAAUACUCCUAAUUAGUUUACGAAC